CAACCUGUCUGACACGGAUAGCAGCGAGAAACUCUCCAACGCUGUUGAACGGUUCAAUCGUUUCAUCGAGUCGCUCACAGUGGGUCUCAAGGCGGCUUUAGGUAGCCUGGAAGGACCGCCAUUACAUGGCCUACCUUGGAAACUUCUGCGACAGUUUGAGAAGAACCUUCUUCAGGAUCUGCAUUGGAGGAAGAAGACCCUCCUCACUGUCCUUGCCGAUGCCUGCGACUCAGACAACGACGUUGCUAAGCCUGUGUACCUCUUCCCCAAGUCAUUUGUCAAUGAGAACUCAACGCCGGCCAACGGCGCGGCACCUCAGGCCGCAUCCGCGAUACAACAGGACGCGGCAGCAGAAUCGACAGCGGACUCGCCACAAGACUCGGUUGCCACGGAAGCAAACAAGGCGGAUACCGUAAAUGUGCAAGCUGUGCGUAACUUUGUUCUACGCCUGACCUGUCUGUUAGAGCGAUCACUUGAGGCGAUCGUGGGAUUGGUAGCUCGUGAGCUCAAGACCGCGGAGUCUACGGACCUUCUGAACACCGUUCAGUGCUUCCUAGCAGAAUCGGUUGUAAACAGCCUGGAACCGCCUCGACUGUCCUACCUGUUUCACCCAAUGGACUUCUCGUUCCUUGGCUCCAAGCAGACUAACCGUGAGGCAGUGACCUGCGGCAUGCUGCAGUCCAAGUUCGCUCAGGAACUAGUCACUCAGAGGUCCGCUGUGCUCGGGCUACUGGCCACUUGUCCUCCGAUGCUGGACCCUGAACGAUGGACUCUC
Molecule: messenger RNA, 775 nt
Organism: Dibothriocephalus latus
Lineage: Eukaryota; Metazoa; Platyhelminthes; Cestoda; Diphyllobothriidea; Diphyllobothriidae
Source: the annotation of a GenBank genome assembly